Messenger RNA from Camponotus floridanus (Florida carpenter ant), 1809 nucleotides. RefSeq names its product alpha-glucosidase (gene Hbg3). Bases 133 to 1809 code for a protein of 558 amino acids. The record is from RefSeq and is a predicted model, not a curated record. Lineage: Eukaryota; Metazoa; Arthropoda; Insecta; Hymenoptera; Formicidae. The transcript is spliced from 9 exons. Gene Ontology annotation, biological process: carbohydrate metabolic process.
AAAUUACAUAAUGCGACUAUAAAAGAGGAAAGAUUGGUUACUCUACAACAGUAGAUCUUACAGCAGUGUCCGAGCAGUAUCAUUGAUUAGGGGAUAAGCAAUAACGUCGACAAAUUGUUGGAUCCAGAUAAAAUGAGAAGAAUAAUCACGCUUUGUACAAUAUUAUUAUUGUUCAGUAUUGGGCAUGGCAAACCUAAUGCAAAAUGGUGGCGGACAAUGUCACUUUAUCAAAUUUACCCCAAAAGUUUCAAGGACAGCGAUGGAGAUGGUACAGGAGAUCUUAAUGGUAUCAAGAGCCAGCUAAACCAUCUCAUCCGUUCGCAUAUUAAAGCUUUCUGGUUAUCUCCGAUUUAUCCCAGCCCGAUGGUCGAUUCCGGAUAUGACAUUUCCGAUUUUCUCCGCAUCGACAAAACUUUUGGCACUAUGGAGGACUUUGAGGCGCUCGUAAAAGCCGCGCAUGACGCAUCUUUAAAAAUUAUUCUGGAUUUUGUUCCUAAUCACUCUUCCGAUCAACAUGAAUGGUUUCAAAAGAGUCUAAAGAGUAUCGAACCCUACACCGACUAUUACGUAUGGCAUAAAGGCAAGGUGUUGCCUAAUGGAACGGUUACAAAACCGAAUAAUUGGGUGAGCGUGUUCGGUAAAUCAGCGUGGACCUGGCGUGAAGAACGACAAGCAUAUUAUCUUCAUCAAUUCGCAGCGGAGCAGCCCGACCUCAACUAUGAGAACGAGAACGUAGUGCGCGCAAUGAAGGACGUCCUGAGAUUUUGGCUCGACAAGAGAGUGGACGGAUUCCGAGUAGAUGCGAUUCAACAUUUGUGCGAGGACGUCAGAUUCUUGGAUGAGCCACUCACGGGUAAUCCGAAUCCCGAUGAUUACGGUUACACGGACAAAAUAUACACCAAGGAUCAGCUACGCACAUACGAGAUAGUCAAAGGAUGGCGACAAGUGCUAGACGAGUAUCAGGACAAAGUUAUGAUGAUGGAGGUCUACGCAAACAUGUCGAUGACGAUUAAGUAUUAUGUAUACGGAGCACACUUUCCCUUCAAUUUUGGUCUGAUUACCGACACGAAUCGAGACUCUAAAGCGGCCGAUUUUAAAAGGGUAAUCGAUAGAUGGAUGCUAAACAUGCUUGUUGUGGGCGGUCCCGCCAACUGGGUGGCUGGGAAUCACGACAGAUCCAGAUUAGUGACACGUUACGGAUUGGAACGAGCGCAGGCGGUAACUGUGCUAACUCUGUUGCUUCCAGGCGUAGCUGUGACUUACAAUGGUGAAGAAAUCGGAAUGGAGGAUACAUGGAUUUCGUGGGAAGAUACCAAAGAUCCGCAAGCUUGUAAUGCUGGUAAAGAAGGAUACGAAAAAGCGUCCCGGGAUCCUGCCAGAACGCCAUUUCAAUGGGACAAUACCACUUCAGCUGGAUUCUCUAGAAAUCCGAACACAUGGUUACCGGUAAACAAAAAUUACGUGACGCUUAAUUUGGCCGCGCAAAAGGGAGUACGGAACUCCUAUUACUCACUAUAUAAGGCAGUUUCUGCUCUACGAACAUUACCGGCUGUUAGAGAGGGAACCUUGACCACAAACUUAUUAGGCGAUGAUGUUCUUUUCUUUGCCAGGUUUCACGAAGAUUCGGUUUACGUAACGAUAAACUUUGGAAAUAAAGAAGAGACUGUCGACUUAUCACCGUUCAUUCAGCCUGACACUAGAUUGACAGUUUACUAUGCAACUACAAAUGCUCAUCAUUUAAUCGGGACCGUCUUCAAAGAUAUUCGAGCCUUGAAAAUCCCCGCAUCAACAACUGUAAUAUACGUAUAG